Messenger RNA from Corythoichthys intestinalis (scribbled pipefish), 2630 nucleotides. RefSeq names its product somatostatin receptor type 5 (gene sst3b). The record is from RefSeq and is a predicted model, not a curated record. Gene Ontology annotation, cellular component: neuron projection; plasma membrane. Gene Ontology annotation, molecular function: neuropeptide binding; somatostatin receptor activity. Gene Ontology annotation, biological process: neuropeptide signaling pathway. Lineage: Eukaryota; Metazoa; Chordata; Actinopteri; Syngnathiformes; Syngnathidae. The transcript has 3 exons. The coding region runs from base 358 to 1659 and encodes 433 amino acids.
CUUCGAGUCGUGCUUCUUGACAGAGACUCUCAAAAAGAUCCAAGCCUCAACCUCUGUCUAAACUCCCAAGUGGCACAUUAAAGGUUUUUCAGACUUUUAAGUUACCCAGAUUCACAAUUCUCAUUGUCUAUGUAGCUGAAUAGGACAGGAAAAAUAAGGGGGUGCAACCCUGUGGUGAAACUCUAACCCUGUUUGAAAACCCCCACUUUCACCCAAUAAAAAUGCGUACUGAAGUCCAAUGAUGUACUGAAGUCCAACCCUUGCGUUGAAGCACUCAUUUGCAAAGCUACCCAUCGUUUGAAACCUUAACUUGCUGGGUUUUCCAGAUGCUGGCCCACAUUCCUCCAUGACGUAGCCAUGGAGCUUCUUCCGAUGACCCAGGAUGCUAUCUCUUCAUCCAGCUGGAGUCUCGAAUCCUUCACUAUUGUCCCCUUGCCUCAUUUUAAUACCACAAACAACUACACUGGGGCAGAAGAUGAGGAGGCAUCAUUUGGGUCAGGGGGACACCUCCCGGGGCUAACUGGGAUCUUCAUCCCACUCAUCUAUGGCGUAGUCUGUGCCGUGGGCCUGGCGGGCAACACUCUGGUGAUCCACGUGGUGAUCAACCACAGCCGGGGGGCGUCGGCCACCAACAUCUACAUUCUCAACCUGGCUGUGGCUGACGAACUCUUCAUGCUGGGUCUCCCCUUCCUGGCGGCCCAGAACGCUCUCCUGUCCUGGCCUUUUGGCUCACUUCUCUGCCGGGUGGUGAUGACGGUGGACGCUAUCAACCAGUUCACCAGCAUCUUUUGCCUAGCUGUCAUGUCUGUGGACCGCUACCUGGCUGUGGCACAGCCAGUGCGAGCGGAACGGUGGCGGCGCCCGUCAGUGGCUAAGGCGGUGAGCACUGCUGUGUGGGCCGGGUCCUUCGUAGUCGUGCUCCCAGUGGUAGCAUUUGCAGAUGUGAGGCAAGGGGAAGGAGAUUGCGGGAUCAUGUGGCCAGAGCCGUCUGAGAUGUGGAAGACAGUGUUCAUAGUGUACACCUUCGCAGUGGGAUUCUGCUGUCCCCUGAUGGUCAUCUGCAUGUGCUACCUGCUCAUUGUCAUCAAGGUCCGCAGCGUCGGGAAACGUGCUCAGACAACAUCCUCACGUCGCCGUCGUUCCGAGCGCAAGGUUACCCGCAUGGUGGUGGUUGUGGUUGCUGUUUUCGUACUGUGCUGGCUACCCUUUUACGCCCUCAACAUCGUCAACCUUCUAGUGGUUUUGCCAGGAGACCUGCAGGGCCUCUACUUCUUUGUGGUGGCGCUGUCCUAUGCCAACAGCUGUGCCAACCCCAUUCUCUAUGCCUUCCUGUCCGAUAACUUCAAGAGAGGGUUUCGUAAGGCCCUGUGCCGGGUAUCGCGUCGGGUACGCAGCCACGAGAGGGCUGACAUCAAUGCACGUUGCCCCACCGAGCAGUGGGGAGGCAUGGUCAUACUCAGGGCGAAGAGCCGGGAGGAGGGGGUAGAAUGCCGGGAGCCGAGCCCACAAAAGGCUUUAAGCAAUGCAAUAGAAUGUCCAGAAGGUUCUGAGAGGGAGAGGACUCCGGAAGUGGAAGAAGAGGAGAACGUUGGCGGGUGGGAGGAGGGAGCGGACAAGUCACAAGAUGUGAAGGCGGCGCUGGAAAUCAGCUGUUUGUGACUGCUAUGUUCUUGACUUCAACUUCAUGUGUCUCCCCAAUGAUGCUGGGAAACCAGUGUCCUUUGGAUUCUUAAAAUUAUUAAAAACCCAACUAGUAAGCCCUUAGAAGGGCUUAAAACCCAAUUUUCAAAGCCUUGUUGUGAAACCCUAACCAUGUUUUAAACACAGACACUUUGUGUCUAUCAUUUCAUUAUAAUUAAUUUGAUAUGAAUGGGGAGCAAGUGCAUACCUGUCAAGUUGUACGGUUUCGGUGUAAUUUGUAGAAGUGAACACUGAUUUUUAAAUGUGUACGCCGUACGUUCAAAAUCUGUACGUUUUUCGUGCAUUACGUUUUCUUUUCUCCAUUCGGAUUUUCUCACCCUUUCGGCAACAAGACAAUGUGCGUUACUAUGCGUUGCUACGUUGGUUAAAUGACGCAUGAAAAGUCAGAGACACAGAGAAAGAAGAGCGGAAGUGGGAAGGAGGGAAGAGUUGUGACUCCGUUUCAAACGCGAUGCUAGGCUAGGCUUCUCAGAAAGGCCCUGUUGUAGCGAACCUUCCUAACGAACCUAUGUAUUUUUUAUCUAAAAUACUCCUAAAUCGGCAAAAUCUUGACUUGAAUCUAUCUUUAAAUGAUGAAACAGUUUUAAAACUUUCAUGUCGAAAGUAGACAGAAGGGAACUAAUGCAAAAACAGGAGCAAUUUUAGCAACUUUAACGAUUGAUUCACUGAAAUGCCAUUAAGUGCAGCCAUCAAAAGACAUGAUAGAAAUUGCCAAAAGUGCUACAUAGGCUACACGUAUAACAAAAGUCACUGUUAAAUUUUAGUAAUCAUGAUGUACCUGAAGAUAUUGAUUGUUCUUUGAUUGCACCAGGUUAUAUGUGACAAUGUUACCAAUAAAUUCAUAUUAUUUUAGAAAUUGAGUUUUAUUUUGGUUUCAUAUUGCACGCUAUAUAAAACAUUAUAAUAUUAGUCAUCAGUUUGUAAGGGCA